Messenger RNA from Prosopis cineraria, 1545 nucleotides. RefSeq lists its product as uncharacterized. Bases 700 to 1368 code for a protein of 222 amino acids. The transcript is spliced from 3 exons. Lineage: Eukaryota; Viridiplantae; Streptophyta; Magnoliopsida; Fabales; Fabaceae. The record is from RefSeq and is a predicted model, not a curated record.
AAUCCAUUUUGACGGUAAUCCAACUCCUGUAAAGUAGUGCCCAACCCAUCAAAAGUAUCUGAAAUACUGGGGUCAUUUACUCAUUUUCAUAUUCUGCUUGGUUCGACUCGCUUCAGUGACCCAGAAAGUGACGAAAGAAGGAGCGUAGUGGCUUCGUUGCUAGCUGAAGGUGCACAUGGAAGUCCCUUUCGGGCCAGCCACUGUGCUGCGAGAAGAAGCAUUUUGCGAAGAGUGCUCUGUUGACGGCGGUUGACUGAGCUUUGGACGGCGACAGAGGUCACUUACCGUUAUUCGCAAUGGUCGAGGGAAAGAAAGAAAGAAAGAGAGCAGUAGUGUUCCAUAGCAAGCAGAGGAGGUUUCUUCCAAUUUCGGUUCAAAGUGACACUGAAGUUCUUUCAUUUCCUGUCUACUACAUGCGAUCAUGACUAGCUUGCUGUGUAUCGUAAUUCAUGGGUGAGUACUGGUUUAAUGUUCUGAUCUCUCUCUCUCUCUGGUUUAAUGCUCUUCUAAGUUAAAUCAAUGAACUGAUUUUAUUUGAUCAUCCUUCAUCUGGUAUACUCUUUUUUGUUUUUUUGUUUUUUUUGGUCUCUGUCUUACUUUUCAGUACUUGACAUUGAAAUUUAAAGCCGUUGUGAUGAUGGAUUUCUAGUAUGGAGCCAUUCAAGUGUGCUUGAAGUGACUGGUUACAUUUUACGUGAAAUGAGUGCUUCUGCUUUAGCUCAGAGGUGGUUUCAGGGGAAGAUUAGAUUGCUUUGCAUUUUAAUUGCUAUACUGGUUAUUUCACAAUGUUUUACAUUUCCCUUCUGGACAACAUUUUCUAUACCGCAUUUUCAUAGACCUUCAAAAGAACCACCUGUUGAAUUUGCAAUCCCUGCAACGAGAAGAGGGGAUAUGUCUAAAUCAACUAGAAUCAGUUCCUUGCCUAAAGUUAGUCAUGGUUCUAGUUCGAAAGAAGAUGCUCUAGACUAUGCAUUGGUACUUGAUGUGGAAAGGAACUCAAGAAAGAAGUUCAUUUUGGAGAAACGUGACGUGCUUGAUAGGAGUUUUAAAGUGGAAGAUACUGAAUAUUCAAAUUACAAUUCCACUCAAAAGGGACCCACGCAUGCACAUGGUCUCACAGGGCAGACUAGAUCAAUUGAUAACAUCAGCAAAGUGCUCUUGGCUUCUGAAGCACACAGCAAAUUAGUAUUUGGUAACCCUCAAAGGCAGGUGAAUAACAUGCAAGUUAUAUCAAGGGAAGUUCCUUCAGAGGGUAUCAAAUUUACGAAUGCAGGUGUAAACUUGUCCGCUCUAUUAUCUACUGCCAACAUAUCUUCAAAUGGAAGUAGAAUGCAAAACAACAACAACAACAAGCCUUUAUCCCACUAGGUGAGGUCGGCUACAUGGAUUGCAAGACGCCAUUGUGCUCUAUCAUUUAUCAAGCUUUUAGGAAUAUUAUUAAUUAAGAGAUCGCGUUCAACAACUUCCAAAAGUGUUCUCUUAGGCCUUCCUCUACCUCUCUUAAUUGGACUCAAAGUUAUAUAUUCCACUCUUUUCACUGGUGCC